CCCAGGCUCUGGGUUCUCUCAGGAACCUGGAGGAACUGCUCCUUCCCAGUGGGGACGGGAUUCACCACGUGGCCAAACUGAUUGUCCGGCAAUGUCUGCAGCUUCGGUGUCUCUGAGUUCUUGCCUUUAAGGAGACUUUGGAUGAUGACAGUGUGAUGGAAAUCGCCAAGGGAGCAACCAGUGGAGGUUUCCAGAAACUUGAGAACUUAGAUCUUUCAAUGAAUCACAAGAUUACAGAGGAAGGGUAUAGACAUUUCUUUCAAGCCCUGGACAACCUGCCAAGCUUACAAGUGCUCAACAUCUGCAGGCAAAUCCCAGAUUCCAUCCAAGUUCAGGCUACCACAGUCAAGGCUCUGAGUCAGUGUGUGUCCCGACUGCCCAGGCUCACCAGGCUUGAGAUGCUCAGUUGGCUUCUGGACAAAGAGGACAUGAAAGUGAUUAAUGCUGUGAAGGAGAGACACCCUCAGUCCGAACGCUUGACUGUCUUCUGGAAAUGGAUAGUGCCUUUCUCUUCUGUCAUUCAGAAGUAAAGGCUGUAGCCAAAGGCUACCAGUGGUUCUAGAAACCCAAUUUUCCAAUGCAUCUCACUCUAGCUGAGGGUGGGAUAACACCAGAAUUUAGGACACUGAGGCAGGAGAUAGAAGCGUGGGUUAUAUAGUAAGACCAUUCCUCCAAACCAGAACUAAUACCAAACCAUUUUACUAAUGAUUGCAUGUACAAGACUGCUCAUUAACUAUGGAAGGCUGAUAUUUUUUUCCUUUAUUUUCAUUUUAUAUGAAUGGGUAUUUUUGCCUGCAUUUAUGUCUGUGCAUCACAUGGGUGUCUGGUGUCUGCAGAGGACCAAAAAGUGUAUUGAAUGCCCCAGGGUCUGGAGUUAUAGAUGGUUGAGGGUCUCCAUUUGGGUGCUGGGAACCGUACCUUUGUCUUACAAAAGCAACAAGUGCUCCUAAUCCCUGAAUCACCUCUCCAGCCCAAGUCCGAUGAUAUAUUAAAGCCUGCAGACCAUCACUGAACUUAGGAGCUAUGAUGAGCUAUCUUCAUAUGGUCCUUCUGUCUGAAGACUAGAGCUUCACUCAAGUUCAUUCCUAGAACCCUCCAUUGCCAAGGUCAACAGGAACGAGCAGGGAAGGGAGCAUUGAUCUAUGUAAAAGCCACAAGGAAGGAGCAUUUGAUGGAGGUAAGAAAUGGCCAGUUUAAGGAUGAGUCAGUCCCACCCAUGAUGAAGCACGAGUCGACUUUAACACAGGAUGCAGACGACUCUUUGCAGAGAAGCUCUUUAGUCUUUCUAUGGCUUCUGUAGAGUCACCAGCCUUGGUGUGGCCAUGCUUGGUCACACCAUUUCCCAUCCAUUGCCAAUGUGAGGAAGAAAUCGGGCUUAGAGAAAACAGCUUUUGUUCCAGAGGAUUUUGAGAGCUUUGCAUGUGAUGUAGUGGUCUCAAUGUUUUCUUAGGAAUCCACGGUACUUGGUAUCUAUGAUUCUAUCUAGUAAGCACUUCUAGAUGUAUUCAUGUGGUAGUUUGAAUAGGAAUGAUCUCCAUAGGCUCAUAUAUUUGAAUGCUUGAUCAUCAGGGAGUGACACUAU
Molecule: messenger RNA, 1582 nt
Organism: Peromyscus leucopus (white-footed mouse)
Lineage: Eukaryota; Metazoa; Chordata; Mammalia; Rodentia; Cricetidae
Product: baculoviral IAP repeat-containing protein 1f-like
Exons: 2
Coding region: 156-530 (124 amino acids)
Biological process (GO): inflammatory response; pyroptotic inflammatory response; detection of bacterium
Cellular component (GO): IPAF inflammasome complex
Molecular function (GO): cysteine-type endopeptidase inhibitor activity involved in apoptotic process; ATP binding
Source: RefSeq, a predicted model, not a curated record